GUGAACAUCAGGCGAGAAGAAGCUCACUGAUACACACACACAGACUUCAUCAUCCGACUGCUGUUUAUCUGCUCAGGAGCUCCUGGAGGAGAUCUGAACACCUGAACAUGUGCUGAUGAAGACACACUGCUGAAACCAGCGCUGUGUGAAUCAUGAACUGGGGUUUCCUGGAGAACGUGUUGAGCGGGGUGAACCGCUACUCCACCGUGGUGGGCAGGGUCUGGCUCUCCAUCCUCUUCAUCUUCCGCAUCCUGGUGUUCGUGGCGGCUGCCGAGCAGGUGUGGAAGGACGAGUUCAAGGACUUCGUCUGCAACACGCAGCAGCCGGGCUGUGAGCAGGUGUGCUUCGACCACUUCUUCCCCAUCUCUCAGGUGCGUCUGUGGGCGCUGCAGCUCAUCAUGGUGUCCACGCCGUCCUUGCUGGUGGCUCUGCAUGUGGCUUACAGGGAGCACCGCGAGCGCAAACACAAGCGCAGACUCUACCAGGACAAGGGCAGCAUCGACGGGGGCCUGCUGUUCACCUACAUCACCAGCCUGGUCCUCAAGACGUCUUUCGAGGUGGCGACUCUGCUGGCCUUCUACCUGCUGUACAGCGGUUUCCACGUGCCACGGCUGCUGCGCUGCGCUGAGAGCCCCUGCCCCAACAGCGUGGACUGCUACAUCGCCAGAGCCACCGAGAAGAAGAUCUUCCUCUACAUCAUGGGCUGCACCUCCAUCCUGUGCAUCGCACUCAACCUGCUGGAGAUGGGCUACAUCGUGUCCAAGCAGUGCUGGAAGAGCUUCAGCAAGAGAUACGCUCCAGUGCGGGACGGGGCCACUCGCCCGCCCUCCACCUUUACUCUCGGCCCACCGCAACCCUCAUGCACAGCCAAGGAGGAGAGUGUCCAGUCUGCGCCAGCAGAACAGGAGAUCCCCACCAACACCACUGCCUGAACAUAGACUCACUAGCUGUGUUGCUGUCAGUGCGGGUCAGGCAAGGGCGUAGAUCUGCUCUUGACAUUAGUCUGGACAUGUAGACCUAGUGCGCAUGGACAGAGCAGCACCAAUGCUCUUUUACACUUAUAAUGAAUAUAUGAAUAAUGCCUCAUUCACACUAGCUGCGGCUUUGUAGCUGCCUGUCGCUCUGGGUGGUGUGUUGGACUACAGCAGAGAGUAUACAACUGGCCUCUGCAGGAGCUGAGAGGAUCACGGAGCUCUUCUGGUGCUCCUAUUUGCUGCUUCAUUUGCAUGAAGAUGAAGGAUUCUUAACUUCGUCACGUCACUCGACACCCCCACCUGGUCACCAACGCUCUCUGUCGUUCACGUAGACAGAGGUUAACAGAAGUCGCUCGCUCUGCUGAAAUGAACACUCACUUGCUGCUUUUCCACUGCGAGUCGCUUAUAGUGUGAAUGAGGCUUAAGGGCUUUAGACACCUAAUAAACAAAUAAUGAAUGAAGCACCCCCCAUGCUUUUACACGAUAUUACUGCAAUCCGGCUUUGAGGAGGCAUGAAUGUAGAGACAUUUACAGAGGCAAAUUUAAAACCCACUGUUUCCCUAUUUUCAUAAACAUGGAGGCCAGAAUCAAAACUGAAUGUUGAUUAUUUGCACAGCCUUGGUUAAUAUUAUGAUAAAUAACCUGCCUUAAUGUGACUUUAAGUGA
Messenger RNA from Danio aesculapii, 1640 nucleotides. It is a transcript of the gene gjb7, whose product is annotated as gap junction protein beta 7. The transcript is spliced from 2 exons. Gene Ontology annotation, cellular component: connexin complex. The record is from RefSeq and is a predicted model, not a curated record. Bases 153 to 932 code for a protein of 259 amino acids. Gene Ontology annotation, biological process: cell communication. NCBI's taxonomy places the organism in Eukaryota, Metazoa, Chordata, Actinopteri, Cypriniformes, Danionidae.